AUGGGCAUAACGACCAUAAAAGAUGGGUUCGAAGAUUUCAAGCGACAUGUAACCGAUAGAUCUGUCAAUAAUCGGAAGACUUGGACCCUGGGAAAUUGGUGUAAUGUUAACUAUCCUGAAAAGAAUUCGGGUUUUUUAAAAUGGAAGGAAUCAACGACGAAGAAAUCAAAAGUGGACAAGAAGGAAUGGAAAAAAACCAUGUUCAAGGAUGUUCGCGUUGGGGACUUUAUCAAGUUGUAUAAUGAUGACUUUAUUCCAGCUGGUGAGGAAAAAAAUUAUUUGUGCUCCACGCUUCACGGACUAUAUGCGAUCGAAGACAUCCAUCGUGAUCCGACCAAAAAUUUGGAUGGCGAAACAAAUCUAAAAAUAAGGAACGGUAUAUCGGAAAUCGAUUAUGUGACGACUCCCGAAGAUUGUGCGUCGGUUCGUUUUUACGUAGAUUCCGAGCCGCCGACGACAAGCUUAUUUAGUUACAACGCCACCGUGGUCUUUCCCCAUGGACUGCCCGGCCGUUCACGCGGUCGUGGGGGACCGAAGAAAAUUCCGGUCAAUCUUAACUCGAUGCUCCUUAGGGGAUGCGUGUUGAAGAAUACAGAAUGGGUAAUCGGACUGGUUUUAUUUACCGGUGCCGAUACCAAGCUUUCAUUAAAUUCCGGUAAAACGCCGUCGAAAAGAAGUCGCAUUGAAAAGCUGAUGAAUCCACAAGUUCUCGUUAAUUUGGCUAUUCUGGUGAUACUCUGUCUCUGGUGUUCCAUCGGGAGCAGGAUAUGGGCGGCCAAUCUUGGUGGUUCUAUUUCUUACCUUCAGAAUGACAACAUUAACUUGGAUUCUUUUCUAGCUUUCUUCAUUUUCAUGGACGAAGAGAUACAUUACACCGAAACCGAUACCCCAUGCAUUCCAAAGAAUUGGAAUCUAUCUGAUGAUUUAGGUCAAGUGGAAUACAUAUUUUCCGAUAAAACUGGAACUCUAACUCGUAACGUCAUGGAAUUUCGUAAAUGCUCAAUUGGGGGAAAAAUUUACGGAGAGUAUUCGGGGAUUAACAAUAAUGAGGCAUCGUUUAAUUUGGUACCUCCAGAAUCACGUAAUAUUAAUGAUGAAUCGAAGAGUUCUAGCAUACCAACAAAGAAACCCUUUUCCGACAGUCAACUUUCCUUAGAUAUGCGGUCCACAGAUUCAAACCGAUCCAAAUUUAUCCGAGACUUUUUUACGUUGCUGGCCAUUUGUCAUACCGUCCUUGUCAACACCAAUGAUAAUGGCGAACAAGUUUAUCGGGCACAGUCACCGGACGAAGCGGCACUGGUACAGGCUGCAAAAGACGUCGGUUAUACUUUUCGUUCUCGUGAGUCUGACAACAUCAUUAUAACUACACCAGAAGGGGAAGAAGUUCAUUACGAGUUGAUGAAUAUUUUGGAAUUCACAAGUGCAAGAAAGAGAAUGAGUAUUAUCGUACGAUCUCCAUUAGACGGACGUAUCAUUUUGUUUUGCAAAGGAGCCGACAAUGUCAUUUUUGACAGGCUUAAAAGUGGACAGGACUUUGUGUCAAAUGUUACAAGUGAAAAUUUACAAGAAUUUGCUAGAGAAGGUCUUAGGACACUUUGUUUAGGCUAUACAGAAGUAACCCCCGAAGAAUAUCAAAAAUGGAACAUUGAAUUUCGUGAAGCUUCGACAUCGCUUGUAGAUCGAGAUCAAAGAAUUGCCACUGUUUCCGAUCAAAUUGAAAAGAAUUUGACCCUUCUCGGUGCGACAGCGAUCGAAGAUCGCCUGCAAGAUGGCGUGCCCGAGUGCAUAGCUACUCUAAAACGUGCCGGCAUUAAAAUUUGGGUCUUGACAGGUGACAAGAUGGAGACGGCUAUUAGUAUUGGAUUUUCUACAUGUUUAUUGUCCAGGGACAUGAACCUCAUCAUCAUUCGCGGAGGUGCCUACGGAGAGACGGGGAGUGCAUAUGAUCAGAUGCGAAGUGCUGUGGAAAAGUUCUUUCCCACCGAUGAGGCUAUCUUGGAGAGUAUGAAAUCUGUGCAGGCUCCUCCAGUUUCAUCAUUUAGCAACACCCCCCGACCUUCUACAUCACAUCACGGCGAUCAUGCAUUGAUUAUAGAUGGAGUUGCACUUAAAUACGCAUUGGAAGAACCGUGGAGUCGUAAUCUAUUUCUAGAUUUGGCUUGCCGAUGCAAAGGAGUGAUUUGUUGUCGAGUUUCACCGUUGCAAAAAGCCAAGGUCGUGGAAUUGGUUAAAAAGGGGAAGGAAGUUCUCACUUGUGCAAUUGGCGACGGCGCCAAUGACGUCAGCAUGAUACAGGCUGCGCACGUUGGCAUCGGUGUCGCGGGAGAAGAGGGGUUACAAGCGGUGAUGGCGUCCGACUAUGCCAUAGCACAGUUUCGGUACCUCACCAGGCUUUUAUUGGUUCAUGGGCAUUACGCCUAUAUUCGUAAUUCCUCCAUGAUCCUCAACUUCUUUUAUAAAAACAUGAUUGGCGUGGGACUAUUUGAUCGGGAUGUGCCUGACAGGGUGGCAAUCGAGGUUCCCGAGUUAUAUCAAAUGGGAAUUAAGCAAAAAGCAUAUACUAUGCCUAUAUUUUUUGUUUUUAUGAUGGAAGGCUUGUAUCAAUCGUUGAUUUGCUUCUUUGUUCCGUAUCUUGCUUAUGGAACGGUGAGCUCCAACAAAUAUGGACGCGAACCUGAUUAUCUCGAAGAGGGUACAACCAUGGCGGUCGCUUGUAUCGCAAUGGCCAAUUUCUUCACUGGAUUCAACUCCCAAUGUUGGACAGUGUUUCAUUAUAUCUCCGUGUUUGGAUCUACUGCUUUGAUAUUUAUUUACGUCGCGAUCUAUAGUUUAAUCCCAUUUGCGGACGUUUAUGGUUAUUACGAAGUAGUAUAUACCUCGGGGCGGAAUUAUUUCCCCACAGACGUUGACAUCAUACAGGAGAUAUGCAAGAAGGAUCCAAAUCAUGAUUUUACCAACGACAUCAAGGUCAACCCAAGUUUAGGUCUCACCAGACAGCAAACACGCGAUUCCAAAUAUGAAGGGGGAUCAACAGAAUCCCUCAAAAGCACUGAUACGCCACGCCCAAGCUUCACGACCGAUCGUACUGUUCUUCAACCUCAGCAAAUUGUAACGUCGCCGCAGUCUCGAACAUCGAUGGACUAUCAACCGAGUGGAAGCGGCGAGAUACCUGAAACCCCGGGUAGCAUGACAUAUAUGCAAACCGGAUUAACUGAAUUGGUGCGAGGUUAUGCAUUUUCACAAGAAGAAGGUACGGGACGAAUCAUGGCGCCACCUUUGCGUCGUCGUAAAACCAAUCCCGGACCUCUAAACUCUACAAGUAGGAGAGAAAUUGAACUGGAUACUCUACGCCGUAGGAGCUUACCGGAGGGUAGCACCUCCGGAGAUUUCUUGGAAAUGUCCGAGAUAGAGAGAACACGAAUGGUGCAAUUUAGGGAGUCCAUCGGAGGCGGCACGAUCACAUCAAGCGUCUCACCAUCAACGAGAACAAGUGCACAUCUGUUUGAACAUUCGGACACUGGUGAUAUCGAAUCUAACGAGCAUUCCCUGCAACAGAUUUCCGAAGCAGAUAAUGACGACUCAUAA
Acaulospora colombiana is the source of this 3585-nucleotide messenger RNA. The record is from the annotation of a GenBank genome assembly. Lineage: Eukaryota; Fungi; Glomeromycota; Glomeromycetes; Diversisporales; Acaulosporaceae.